AUGAUAACUAUAUCUAUCUAUUGUUUCUUACUUAUAGGAAUAAUUAAAAACGAAAAACCAUGUCUAAGUCCAUGUCAAACAUGCAAUGGAGGAAGUGGAACUUGUAAGACUUGCAAAACUGGAUUUAUUUUGAAUGAUAAUAGUUGUAUUUGCUAACCAGGAUAUUAUACAAUUGAUUAAAUUACAUGUAUUGAAUGUCUUAAACCAUGUGCAACUUGUUUACCAAAUGGUGGAGGAUGUUCCACUUGUUUAGAUACAUCAAACUAAAUCGCUCCUAGUUGUUCAUGCAAAGAAGGAUAUAUCAUGAACACUUCAACACAUUAUUGUUAAAAUUGUCCAAACAAUUGUAAAAUCUGUAGUUCAACAUCAGUAUGUACUUAAUGCCACAAUAAUUAUUGGAAUAAUGGGGGUAUAUGUAGUCAAUGUCUAAAACCCUGUAUAAAUUGUUCAAGUAAUAGUAAUUGUAUUACUUGUAUUGAUACUUAACACUAAACACCACCUCAAUGUAAAUGUGCAGAAGGUUAUGUGAUGAAUACAGUAAGCUACAUUUGUGAUUUAUGCUAAUUCCCAUGUAAUACAUGUUAAACUACAGUAAAUCAUUGUUUAACAUGUGCUUCUACCUAUACAAUUAAUUCUACUGAUCAUAAAUGUUCCUGUUUAAAUAAUGAAUUUGAAUCAAAUAGUAACCCUAAAACAUGCUAAAGUUGUACUAGUCCAUGUUAGACUUGUUCUACAUCAGCUACUAAUUGUACAUCUUGUGUUAAUGGAUUAAAUAGAAAAUUAGAGAAUACUUAAUGUAUAUGUGAAGAUGGUUAUUAUGAAAAUAUUACAUGUGUACCAUGUUAAUUACCAUGUAUAAACUGUCUUUCAGAACUUGUAUGUACAUCAUGCAAGGAUCCAAUUCAUCAAUCAGGACCCUAAUGUGUAUGUCCUACAAAAUAUUAUAUGAAUACAUCUUUUAAUUGUGAAAGUUGCAUAUCUCCUUGCAUAAAUUGUAUUUCAGAAUUAUAAUGCAUUUCAUGUGAAUAAAAUUAUUAUAUCACUGGUUACAAUUGCAUUAAAUGUGAAUUGCCAUGUUAUAAUUGUGUUGAUAAUGCAACAAAAUGCAUUUCAUGUGCAUUUCCAAAUUAAAUAGUUUCAAAUGAUACAUGUGUAUGCAAUGAUGGAUAUUUUAUGGAUCCAUUAUUAUUAUCUUGCCAACCUUGCAUUCAUCCAUGCAGUAAAUGUUAAGAUUAUGGUAAUUAUUGUACUGAUUGUGCAAUAACAUUUGUGAUGAGUACUUCUAUUCCAAAUUCAUGUGUAUGUCCUAAUUAAACUUAUGAAGUAUUAACUAGUAUUCCAACAAUUUGCCAAUCAUGUACAUAACCAUGUGAUACAUGUUCAGGAACAACAAAUCAUUGUUUAACAUGUAUUGAUAUUAAUUAAAGCGUUGACACAUCACACUAAUGUUAAUGUAAUCCUGGCUAUACUAUGAUUGCAGUAAAUUGUAUAGUAUGUCUUAGUCCUUGUUUAUAAUGUUUAGGGAAUUCAAGUCAUUGUACUUAAUGUAAAGAUCCAUUACAUUAAAUAUCUAAUGGAGAAUGUAUAUGCCCUUCUGGAUAUUUGAAUGAUAAUGAUUAUAAUUGUAUACCUUGUUAAUCUCCUUGUUCUACUUGUUCAGUAAAUGAUACUCAUUGUGAUAGUUGCAUAGAUUCAAAUCAUGAAAUUAAUGAUACAUUUUAAUGUAUUUGUAAGGACACUUUUUAUUCUGAUACUCUUAAUACUUGUUAACAAUGUACAUAGCCUUGUUUUUUAUGUGAUAUUAAUGGAUGUUUAAGCUGUAUAGAUUCUAAUUAAAUAAUUGAUUCAUUUUAAAGAUGUGUUUGUAAAUAAGGAUAUUAUGAAGUUGGAGUUAAUUGUUUUUAAUGUGUUGUUCCAUGUUAAACAUGUGAAAUUAAUUAAGAUCACUGUUUAUCAUGUGUAGAUGUAAAUUAAAAUUUAAUCAAUAAUAAUUGUAUAUGUAAUGAUGGAUAUUUUGAAAUUAAUAAUAUAUGUUAGCAAUGUUAAUAUCCUUGUACAAAAUGUGAAUUUACAAAUGAUCAUUGCCUUGAAUGUUUAGAUAUAAAUCAUGAUUUAAUUAAUAAUAAAUGUAUAUGUAAAUUUGGAUUUGGAUCAUCAGGAAUUGAUCUUUUAUCUUGUUAACCUUGUGAGUAUCCUUGUCUUGAUUGUUCAACAAGUAUAAGUACUUGUAUAUCUUGCACUGAUAACAAUAUAUAUUAUCUUGAAGAUUAUAAAUGUUUAUGCAAAUAAGGUUAUUUUUAGGUUUUAAAUCAAUGUAUGAGUUGUUCACCUUAAUGCUCUAUUUGUGAAGAAUAACCUGAAAAAUGUUUGUCUUGUUCUGAUCCAAAUCACUAUCUUGAAUAAAAUAACUGUAUAUGUAAAUUAGGCUAUUAUUCAGAUAACAAUAUGAAAUGUUUUUAAUGUUAACUUCCAUGUGUUACAUGUAUUUCUAAUUAAGAUUAUUGUACAUCUUGUAUUGAUCAAGAUAAUCAAUUUCUUAAUGAUGGGAUAUGUCAAUGCAAGUAAGGAUAUUACAUUAAUAAUUUUAAAUGUGAAUUAUGCACUUAAUUUUGUAAAAAAUGUAAUUCUAAUGAUGAAUGCAUUUAAUGUUAAGAUGGUUAUAUAUUAUAAAAUGCUUUAUGUACAAUACCUAAAUGUAUUGAUAAUUAUUUUAUGAAUGACUAAGGAGAAUGUAUUCAAUGUAUAUAGAAUUGCUAAAUCUGUAACGACCCGACUAGUUGUCUUAGUUGUUUUGAUUAGUUUUAUUAUGAUAAUUAAUCAUGUAUUCCAUGUUCUAAUAAAUGCUAAACAUGCAUAAAUGAUUCAAAUUUUUGUACUUCUUGCAAAGACUUAAAUCAAUAAUUAAUUGAUAAUUAAUGUAUUUGCAAAGAAGGCUAUUAUGAAAAUGACUAAGCAUGUGAGUAAUGUGAUAAUAAAUGUAAAAUAUGUAAUAAUUUAUUAUUUUGUACUCUAUGUAAUUAAUUAGAACACCUAGUUUUGUCCAACAAUUAAUGCGUUUGUGAAGAUGGCUAUUUUGAAUUCAAUAAUAAUUGUUAAUUAUGUAAUAAAAUAUGUUAAACAUGCUCUUAAACAUCUGAUAAUUGCCUAAGUUGUAAUCAAUAAUUAAAUAGAAAAAAAGAGAAAAACACAUGUAUUUGUUAGAAUGGCUAUUUUGAAAAUGAAAAUUAAGAUUGUUGGCCUUGUAAUUCAGAUGAAGGUAAAAUUAUUAAGGAUUGCCAAUAUAAAAACUGCUCUGAUAAUAUUUGGACAUUUGGAGAAGAUUGUGAUGACGGAAAUGAUCUUCUUAGAGAUGGUUGUUCUAAUUGUUAAAUUGAUUAAAAUUAUACUUGCAUUAAUACUUUACUUAAGACUUCAUUAUGUUUUAAAUGUACUGAUAAUUGCAUUGAAUGUCAAAUGAAUGAAGUAAUAAAUUAAUUAGUGUGUAUAAAAUGCAAUUAUGGAUUUUACAUAUAAUAAAAUUAAUGUGUUAAAUGUGCUGAAUAAUGUUUAGAUUGUAAAACUAGUGCUUCUAAUUGCCUAAGCUGUAGAUAUUAAAACAAUAAAUUAGAUAAAUGUUAAUUAUGUCAAAGUAAUAGUGGUUAUUAUCCUGAUUAAUUUAAUAAUAAAUGUUAUACUAAAUGUGGAGAUUCAUUAAAAACUUCAGAGGAAGAGUGUGAUGAUGGGAAUCUAUUACCAGGAGAUGGAUGUAAUUAAUUUUGUAAAAUUGAGAAGAAAUUCCUUUGUUAAAAUGGAAUAUGUAUCAUUCCAGAAUAUCCUGUUCCACUAUUAUUCAGUUAUGGAGAUACUUCAUUGUAUAACAAAAUUAGAAAAUUUAAACUAGAAUAUAAUGUACUUGUAAAUGUUACUUAAGAUAGUAUGAUAGAAAAAUCAAUAAAAUUUUACAUCAAAAAUUAAUUAACAAUUAAUCCAAUAGAUAUUCCUUACUAAAUAUAAACAUAAUAUUCAUUAAAUAAUGAUAAUAAUGUUAAUUUUUCACUAAUCAUUGAAAUCCUAUUUAAUCGAAGUACAAAAAAUGAAAGACUUUUAAUUAAAUAUUAUAAUGGCUCUCAAAUUAUUUCACAUUAAGGAUACUAAUAAAUAACAACUGAAAUUGAGACUGUUAUUCAGGAAUAUAUUCAAAUAGAUUAAUCAGAAAUUGCUUAGGUUGGAACAGCUACAUCUAGUAAUUAGAUAUUAUUGUAUAUAAUGGCUGUUAUGGCAGGGGGAGCAAUAUUAUUUGGUGGCUUAGAAAUCUUUUAUAAUCUAUUAGAUACCAUCCAGAUGUUAUCUUACUUAAAAUAUAUCAACACUUAGUAUCCUUAUAAUCUGUAAUAAUUUUUUGAGUUUUUUGGUUUUGCUUAACUUAGUUUUAUCUCUAAAUAUUUAAAACUAUAAUAAUUAAUUGAUCCGUAUAUUGCUUAUGAAAAACUAAAACCAAUACCAGAGAAAAUAUAAUAGGAUGAUAUGAAUUCCUUAUAUAUCAUUAAUGGAUCAUCUAUAGUAAUUGUUUGGCUUUCUCUUUUGGGAAUUUAUAUUUUAUCUAAUAUUGUUCCAAUAAUAUUAUCUAGGAUUAGAUUGAAAUAUUACAAUGAGAUACCAGGAAAAUUAAAUUUUGAACUGAAAUGCAAAUUUUGGUUUCUAGCUCUGAAAAUUUAUAUUUUGGAAUUGUGCUGUAUGAUAGUAUAGGAAUUCUUUUACAGUGGUAUAAUAAGAACUUUUAUUGCAACUGCGUAUGAUUAUUCAUUUUCAAUGACCCUUUAACUAUCAGCUUUAGAAUUAGAUUCUUAAGAUAAUCUAGUUAAAUUGAGUUCUUAUUUAGCAUUAUUUGCUUUAGGAAUAUAUUUAUUUACUAUAUACUUAGUUACAAUGAAAUGUGGUGAUCCUAAUAUUUUAUUAGAGAGAAAUUAAAAUAAAUUUAAGUAUAUGUCUCUUUUUGAAGGAAUUAAAAAUAAAAUGUAUAGUAAAUAUUAUAAUGCAAUAAGUCUCAUCUAAAAAUUAUCUUUCAUUCUUAUUUUAAUAUUUGGUUAUCAAACACCCUUUUAUCAGACAAUUAAUUUAUUAAUUUUGUCUAUUUUAUAAAUUAUAUAUUUAUUUGUUUUUAAACCACUAGAUGACUAUAAAGAGUUCAUUAAACAAUUUACUUGUGAGAUUAACAAAGCCAUUGCAAUAUUAUUUAUCUUAGGGUUAGUUUUUGAUUAAGAAUCAAAAACUUUAAGCGAUGACUUGCGAUCAAUUAUUGGAUGGAUUUGCAUUGGCAAUAUAAGUUUUAUUUUAGUAAUAUAAAUAAUAAUUGACGCUAUUCAACAAUGGAUGCUUUUAAUUAAAAAGUAUAAAAAACUGAGGAGAUAUGCACAGAAAUUUUAUAAUUUUUUUGUACCACCUCCACCAAAUUAGGUUGACCAUCGAAUCUUUACAAUAGGAGAUUUUGAAAAUACAUGA
Molecule: messenger RNA, 5478 nt
Organism: Paramecium primaurelia
Lineage: Eukaryota; Ciliophora; Oligohymenophorea; Peniculida; Parameciidae
Source: the annotation of a GenBank genome assembly